AUGGAUUCCCUCAAGCUAGUCAAGAACACCACAAAAGCAUGGGACGCCCUUGCUACCAAGCUGUUGGAAGUUCCCGGGUUCGGUCGGACGACGUUGGAUGGCAAGAAGGCAGCGAACAGGUUCUACCAGCUUCUGCGUGUGCAUCGGCGGUUCCAGCAGAGCUCGCAAUACCUGUCUGGAGUCGAGCAGGAAGAGACGGGAAAGAUCGUCCUCUUGGACGAGCUGGUCCAGCUGUUCGACGAGGCCAUGGACCAACGCAACGCGGACCGAGCAGCCAUGCAUGCCAAGGUGACGGAGAAGGAGGCGGCAGCGUCAUUCCUCCGAGACCAAGCAAUGCAGAGUGGUAAGCGCAAGUCUGUCGAGACUGACGAAUCUACGGACAUUGAUGUUGUUGGGCGCAAGCGCAAAGCGAUUUUUGAAUCGCACGAGCGCGGGAUCGAGCUCGAGAGGGAACGAUUGGCGUUUGAGAAGUACAAAUUGCAGAUGGAGCUUGAAGAGCGCGAAAAGGAGAGGCUAGAGCGGAUUCAACAACGCGAAUUCGAGAUGAAACGAAACGAUGACAUUAUGUCGUUGCUUCUGCAGUUAGCGUCUAAGUUGCAGAAGGAAUAA
Molecule: messenger RNA, 609 nt
Organism: Aphanomyces astaci
Lineage: Eukaryota; Oomycota; Saprolegniomycetes; Saprolegniales; Verrucalvaceae
Exons: 2
Coding region: 1-609 (202 amino acids)
Source: RefSeq, a predicted model, not a curated record